UGGGUGGGUGCUGGGGGUGUCUGCUGAUUUAGUUAAAAUGGGAAAUCGAAAGCUCUGAGGGCCCCCAGAAGGCCUCCUCUUCCCUUUUCAAAAGCUACUUAAGAGCAAACUGGAAAGUCCCCCCAAUCUCUCUGACAAGGAGGGCAGCGAAGAGGCAAGAACUUGGGGGCCUUUUCCAGGUAAUCGACCCCAUGGAGAAGUUGAAGGCAGUGCUGGACCUGUACCUGAAGCACCACAGCACACUGACCUAUGGCCUGGUGACCCUGCUCACGGCGGGCGGGGAGAAAAUCUUCUCGGCGGUGGUGUUCCAGUGCCCAUGCAACGCCACGUGGAACCUUCCCUACGGCCUGGUGUUCCUGCUGGUGCCCGCGCUGGCGUUCUUCUUGCUGGGCUACAUGCUGAGCGCGCGCACCUGGCGCCUGCUGACCGGCUGCUGCGCGCGCCGCGGGGCCGCGGGCGCCGCCAGUGCGCGCUGCGCGCGGGUGUGCGCGCAGCUCAGCGCGGCCGCUGCGCUCGCGCCGCUCACCUGGAUCGCCGUGGCGCUGCUGGGCGGCUCCUUCUACCAGUGCGCCGCCAGCGGCAGCGCCUGGAUCGCGCAGCGCCUGUGCGCGAACCUCAACGCCACCUGCGCCGAGCAGCUGCCGCUGGUACCCUGCAGCCAGGACGAUGCUGGGAAGCUGAGCCUCCUGAGACAGCUCAAGGCGCAAUCUCAGGUGCUUGGCUGGGUCCUGAUAGCAGCUGUUAUUAUCUUCCUUCUGAUUUUUAUAUCUAUCCCCCGAUGCCUGUCACCGGUUAGUUUUCUGCAGCUGAAAUUCUGGAAAAUCUAUUUGGAAAAGGAGCAGCAGUUCUUGAAAAGUCAAGCGAUGGAGCAUGCAACUGAACUGGCAAAAGAAAACACUAGAUGUUUCUUUGAGCGUUCCCACCCAAAGAAAUACAAUACCCCAAGCACAAAAGAUUGGCAGCAGAUUUCAUUACUGUAUACUUUCAAUCCCAAGUACCAGUACUAUAGCAUGUUGCACAAAUAUGUGAACAGACAAGAGGAUAGUAUCAAAUCCAGCGAUGGAGACACAGUGAUUGCUGUCCUUAACUUUGUAGAUUCCUCUGUUUUAAACAGUUCUGUUUUAUGAACUUAGAAAUGAAUAGAAAACGCAUUUUGAGUUAUUGCUUCAUUAAAAAUACGUUGUUUAUAA
This is a messenger RNA of Dipodomys spectabilis (banner-tailed kangaroo rat), 1190 nucleotides long. RefSeq names its product calcium homeostasis modulator family member 6 (gene Calhm6). Gene Ontology annotation, molecular function: monoatomic cation channel activity. The transcript has 2 exons. The record is from RefSeq and is a predicted model, not a curated record. The coding region runs from base 192 to 1127 and encodes 311 amino acids. Lineage: Eukaryota; Metazoa; Chordata; Mammalia; Rodentia; Heteromyidae.